GGAGGAGGAGGAGGAGGAGGAGAAGGAGGGCCGGACCAGGAGGAGUAGACCGUCAGCUCCGAGUCUCUCCGACAGACACGUUCACCGAGUCUCAGUUCACCGGGUCCGGUUCAGGUUGACGGACCUUUGAGACGCGGUUCGAACUUGACGGACCUUCGUGACGAGCCUCUGUCCUCGUGACGAGCCCCUGCCGGAGCCUCGUCGUCAUGGCUUCUUCCCGGAAGAGGAACCGCCUGGUGGAUAUCAACGGGGAGCAGGUCGGAGCGCCGCCCGCCCGGAAGCAGGUCCGGGCGGGCGGGCAGCGCCACGUGGCGGCGCUGAUCCUGGCCCGGGGCGGGUCCAAGGGGAUCCCGCUGAAGAACAUCAAGAUGCUGGCGGGAGUCCCGCUGAUCGGCUGGGUGCUGCGGGCCGCCGUAGACUGCGACAUGUUCGACAGUGUCUGGGUGUCCACUGACCACGAUGAGAUUGAGAAGGUGGCGAAGUCGUGGGGUGCCAGAGUCCACCGCAGGAGUCCUGAGGUGUCCAAGGACUCGUCCACGUCCAUCGACACCAUCCAAGAGUUCGCCAGGCUCAACCCGGAGGUGGACGUGUUGUGUAACAUCCAGGCCACGUCCCCGUGUCUCCACCCGUUCCACCUGAAGGACGCGCUGGAGAUGAUCACAGACGGCGACUUUGACUCCGUCUUCUCCGUCGUCAGGAGACACCACUUCCGCUGGAAGGAGGUCGAGAAAGGAUCCGGCGAGUUGACCACGCCGCUCAACCUGGACCCGGCCAAGCGCCCGCGGCGCCAGGACUGGGACGGAGAGCUGAUUGAGAACGGGUCGUUCUACUUCACCACCAGAGACCAGCUGCUCAACCAGGGGCUGCUGCAGGGAGGGAAGGUGGCCUACUACGAGAUGCUGCCGGAGUACAGCGUGGACAUCGACGUGGACAUCGACUGGCCUGUGGCCGAGCAGAGGGUUCUCCGGUACGGUUACUUCGGCCGGGUGAAUCCAGAGGUGGUCCGUCUGAUGUUCUGCAACAUCUCCGGGUGUCUGACGGAGGGACGGAUCUUCCUGUCGGUGUCCGGGGAGGACAUGAUGUCCAUCAACACCAGAGACACCGCCGGCGUCCGCAUGCUGCAGAGAGGCAACGUGGAGGUGGUGCUGCUGACCUCCGACCUGGACCCGGUCUGCCAGGCGCUGGCCGACAAACUGUCCCAGAGGACGGGCUGCCAGGUGGUGACGGUGGGGGAGGAGCCCCUGGACACUCUGAGGCCCCUGGUGGAGCAGAGGAAGCUGGACUGGAAGGAUGUGGCCUAUAUGGGAAGUGACAAACAGGAUGUGAAGUGUCUGAACCUGGCGGGUCUGAGUGCAGUUCCUCGGGAUGCUCCCACCAUUGCCAUCAACGCUGCUAAGUACGCGUGCCGCAGCGCCGGAGGCCUCGGCGCCGUCAGGGAGUUCGCCGAGCACAUUCUGCUGCAGAAAGAAAAAGCGAAGGCUAAGGUCGAGCAGCACCGCAUCGACCGCCGCAACUUCUAAAGCUGAAUAUUCACAGAAAUCAGAGCAGAGAGGUCGGAGGGUCGGGAAGCACACGCUAAAAAAUAAUGGAAGGAAUCAAACUGCAUGUAAAAUAUGGCUGACAUGCAUAUUUAGUUGUAGUGGGGCAGCUCAG
This is a messenger RNA of Centropristis striata (black sea bass), 1653 nucleotides long. RefSeq names its product cytidine monophosphate N-acetylneuraminic acid synthetase a (gene cmasa). The record is from RefSeq and is a predicted model, not a curated record. Gene Ontology annotation, molecular function: N-acylneuraminate cytidylyltransferase activity. The transcript is spliced from 8 exons. Bases 207 to 1520 code for a protein of 437 amino acids. NCBI's taxonomy places the organism in Eukaryota, Metazoa, Chordata, Actinopteri, Perciformes, Serranidae.